AUGAAGCUGAAGAGGAAGAAAAAAACUAAGAGGGAAAAAGCGAAAAAAAGAGAGAGAGAAAAGGGAAGGCGGUGGGCGGGCGCGACUCUUAAAGAUGACGACCGAAAGACGCAAGCAAAAGACGGCGAAAAGAAGAAGGAAAAAAAGCGAGAAGAGCGAGAAGAAAAGGCAGAGAGCAGGUUGAGAGGAGGUGAGAGGGGUUUGAGAAGGGGUCAGAAAGGGCUAAUGGGGGCACGGCGGGUGGUGAAGAUGGAGGUGGAUGUGACAAGGUGGCAGGACGAGAGAGACUUUUGGGCUGAGAGUUGGAAAAUCCAGGAACCCAGGCUGGAGCGCUGCCUUGGUAGCGUACUUGGGCUGUGGAAAGAUGGAGCAGCGAAGGGUGAGGAAGAAGAUGAAAAAAAGGAAAGAAAAGAAUCAGCAGGAGACGGCUUCAGCUCCAGCUUUUUGAAGGAUGCCCUCGGAGGAGGGCAAAUGCAUGACUUCAACGCUAGGAGCCAGAAAUACGGUACGGCCACAGAGAGCGAGAGACAUGAAGCUGUGAGAGUUGUUGAUGUCAUUUCAGGCAAACAUUGCCAGCACCAGCAUUACCCUACCACGUACUCUGUACAUCGCGAAGUAUAUGGCGCUACAUGCAAGCAGAGAGACAGAUAUGGAGACUACGCCGUGCAACUUGCAUGUUGGACGGUGAGAUAUGCAUACCUUGUCACUGCUAUAGUCCAGGGUUUGUCGUAUCUUUUCUCUGCGCUGGGACGAGCAGGGAUCCGUGUCCCAAAACAUCCCUGA
This is a messenger RNA of Trichophyton verrucosum HKI 0517, 783 nucleotides long. RefSeq lists its product as uncharacterized. The record is from RefSeq and is a predicted model, not a curated record. Bases 1 to 783 code for a protein of 260 amino acids. The transcript has 4 exons. NCBI's taxonomy places the organism in Eukaryota, Fungi, Ascomycota, Eurotiomycetes, Onygenales, Arthrodermataceae.